CAGCAACGCUGUAUCCAACACCAACUCCACAUCCAACCACCUCAACAGGAACUGACGUCUCUUCGCUGCAAGUGGAUGGAAAAAAAUGCAGCUGCAGGAAAAAAUGGCUCCAAACAGCGCACCGCUAAAAGGUGUUUAAAGAUUUGCUACGCAACCCUUUGAGCCACACUGACUUAAAAACCGUCACACUCAUGGCACUUUCCAGUUGACAGAAUGGCCCAGAUAUCAAGUGGUAAUGGGUUCAAGGUGGAUGUCCCUCAGGCAAAGGGGGUUGUGGGUAAAGAGGAAGCCCUUCGCAUGGAGGAAGAGGCUUUAGCAAAAUUGCAAAGGGAUAAGAGACACACUCUUCCAGCUUCAACAUCCUCAUCUCCCUCUGCAGCAUCCACCUCAAAACCAAAACCAUCUAAAUCUACCACUACUGCUCCUCGACCUUUACCCUGUACUAAUAGACCCGAAAAGGACCUCAUUGUCUUCCCAGAGACCAAGAAGCAGGCAGAGCCGGACACGUUCAGGGAUAUUGAUGUGGACAAGCUGACCAAUGAGGAACUUGAAAAGCUCCUACUGGAUGAAAACUUUGGGGUUAACAGCAAAGUGUCGCGCCCCUCGUCACUACUGGGGUUUAACCUCAGUGCCUCCUACCCUGGAGGCCAUUCCUGUAGCUCUCCUUUCCAGAGCGGCCAGUGGACACCUGUUCUGACCACCCCGUCUAACUCCAGUGGGUCCACUCCCACCCAUCAGCCAGCCCCAAUGUUCCCCUCUGCUCCAUUCCCCAAACCAGGCACAUUUCAGAAUGGCUUCACUCCAACCAUGUCGCCAUUCAUGACCCUGACGGCACAGCAGCCGUCCUUCAUGGCCUUCACUCCCAUCCAGCCCGCUGCUGCCAUGGUCUUCCCACAGCCAACAGUAGACCCAGGGAUGGCCAAACUGUUCGACAAGAUUGCCAGCACCUCAGAAUACUUGAAGAAUGGCAAAUCGGCCAGCACUGACCUAGAUUCCUCUCAAGUGGGCACAGCUUCUCUGGCACCGAACCCGCCGCCUCAGCAGCCAGCAGUGGUGGAACCUUCUAGCAUCAGCCGCUUUGAUUGGCUGGAUCUGGACCCGCUUACAAAGCGUAAAGCUGAGAAUGAGGAAGCGCCCCUGGCAUCAGGAAGCACUGCGCAGACAGUACCAGGAGUCGCAGGGGAUCCUUGGGAUGCAGUGCUUGAGACUGAAGGGAGCAGGAGCAGCAGCCCCCCGCAGGAGGUGAAAGCAUCACUGUCAGUUCGCACACAGCUCAGGAGAGCAUCAACAGGAGCGGCUGUCACUAGGAGCCACUCGCUCAACAUCCCAGGGACCUCCUCCCAGCACAAACCAAACAAUCAGGACAAGGGAAAAGGAAAAGGUCUGGUGAAGAAUGCCGCCCUGGAAGAACCGGACGCUCAAAACCUGGAGGUUGUCGCCUUCUGUGAAGACGUAGCAACUAUGCGCUCCAAAUUCCCUCAUGGCGACAUGUUCACCAACCCCGGCUUCGUCCUGAGCCCCGUCAUUACCCAGAGAGACAGCGGAGGGGACAAUAGCUGCUCUGUGAAGGUCUCUAUUGAAAUCUCAGAGUCUCAGCAGCCCGUAACCUUCACCUGUGACGUGAGUUCUCCAGUGGAGUUGUUGAUCAGUCAGACUCUCUGCUGGGUCCACGAUGACCUGGACCAGGUCGACUUCUCCAGCUACCUGCUCAAAGUCUGCGGCCAGGAGGAGGUGCUGCAGAAUAAACACAGCUUAGGCAGCCAUGAGUACGUCCAGAACUGCAGGAAGUGGGAGAAUGAGAUCACAUUACAACUACUCUCUCGUUCCACCAUGAGACGAGACUUGGCACGCAGCGCGGAAGAUGACAACUCUGUGGUAGAUUUAGAGAAGCACCUGGGCCAAGUGGACAGGCCAUUCAAGGAGAAUGUCACCAGACAAGGCCUGGCUGAUUAUUUAGAAGGCUAUCACAAUCAAGUCAACAUCUGCCUACAAAAUGAGAGUACCCAGUAUAAGACGGUGGACCGGGUGGUGCAGACUAUGAAGAACCUAUGCUGCGCUCUAGAUGAGGUGGAGACCCAAGCCAUUACAGAGGCCAUCAAAAGGCUGCGACACUCCAUCAAUUUACCCAGGACGCGCUCACCCAAGUUGGGGUCCACAUCGCCGGGUCAAUCAUCAAAUGGUCACAGCAGUCCCGUGGAGGAGGGCAUGGCCUUACUGACGCAGGCUGUCUACGACCUGGCCAAGCUCUACCUGCGCUCCUUCUGCCCCCCAUCCGCCUCCUUCAACUCAACUCCGCUGCCCCAGGGUGCAGACGGAGACGGCGUCGAGGGGAGGAGCAGCAAAGAAGCUUCUGGCACCACCGACCACCUUCAGUUCACUCUGUUCGCCUUGCACGGCAUCCCGGGCAACUGGGUCAGCAGUUAUGAGAAGUACUUCCUGAUGUGUUCCCUCACCCACAACGGCAAGAACCUGUUUAAACCGGUCCAGUCCAAGAGAGUGGGCACAUACAAAAACUUCUUCUACCACAUAAAAUGGGACGAACUGAUCAACUUCCCCAUAGCAGUAGCUGUUCUCCCGUUGGAGUCCAUACUGAGCCUGACUCUGUUCGGGGUGCUGAACCAGAACGCCAGCGGCUCUCCAGACUCCAACAAACAGAGGAAAGCUCCAGAGAUGCUGGGCAAAGUCUCUAUGCCGCUCUUUGACUUUAGACGGGUGCUCGCCAGGGGCAGCAGGUUGUUGUGUCUGUGGACGUCUGCCCAGGGAGCUGCUGCUGCCGCCGGCUCCACAGGCAGCCGCAAGAGGAUGCCCGCAGAGAGAAUAGUACUACAGGUGGACUUCCCCAACUCAGCGUUGGAUGUUUUAUAUGUGGGACCCAAGGAAGAACCCAGACCGGACACCAACACACUGGAGGAGCUGGAUCCUGAUCUGCGACGCAAACUGGAGAAAAUCUGCAGCCGAGCCUCCAACUUUGGGCUGAAGCGGGCAGAUCACCAGCUUCUAUGGGACCAUCGGCUCCACUGUCGGAAGGACCACCCCAGCAGCCUCCCCAAAGUGCUGGCCAGUGCGCCCAGCUGGGACUGGGCCAGUAUGGCUCACAUCCACUCCCUGCUGCACCACUGGCCCCUUCUGCCCCCCGUCACUGCGCUGGAGCUGCUCGACUCAAAGUUUGCAGAUACAGAAGUGAGAAAUGUGGCUGUUAGCUGGAUUGAGAAGAGCAGUGAUGAUGAACUGGCUGACUACCUGCCACAGCUAGUACAGGCACUAAAGUUUGAGUGUCACCUAAAGAACGCCCUCGUCAUGUUCCUGCUGUCCAGAGCGCAAGGCAACAUCAACAUUGCCCACUACCUCUACUGGCUGCUGAAGGACGCUGUCCAGGAUCCCGCCUGGGGAAAGCGUUACGAGCGGGUGCUGGGUGCCUUGCUGUGUGUCUGUGGAGUCAAGCUGAGGGCGGAGCUGGAGAAGCAGACUCACCUGGUCAACCUGCUGGGAGCCGUGGCCGAGAGGGUCCGACAGGCCGGGGGGUCUGCACGACAGGUGGCGCUGCAGGAGGGCCUUGAAAAUGUUCAGAACUUCUUCCAGAGGAACAGCUGCCGGCUGCCCCUCAGCCCCAGUCUGGUGGCCAAAGAGCUAAACGUCAAGGCCUGCUCCUUCUUCAACUCCAACGCAGUUCCCCUGAAGCUGGCCCUGGUCAACGCCGACCCACUGGGAGAAGAGAUCAAUGUUAUGUUCAAGGUUGGAGAGGACCUGAGGCAGGACAUGUUGGCCCUCCAGAUGAUCCGCAUCAUGGACCGCAUCUGGCUGCAAGAGGGGCUGGACCUCCGCAUCGUCAACUUCAAAUGCAUCUCCACCGGCAAGGACAAAGGCAUGGUGGAGCUGGUGCCGUCUUCCGACACCCUGAGAAAGAUCCAGGUGGAGUACGGCGUCACCGGAUCCUUCAAGGACAAACCGCUGGCAGAGUGGCUCCGCAAGUACAACCCUGCUGAGGACGAAUAUGAGAAGGCAUCAGAGAACUUCAUCUACUCGUGUGCAGGAUGCUGUGUGGCGACCUACGUACUGGGCAUCUGUGAUCGCCAUAAUGACAACAUCAUGCUGCGCUCCACCGGUCACAUGUUCCACAUCGACUUCGGCAAGUUCCUGGGACACGCCCAGAUGUUUGGCAGCUUCAAAAGGGACCGCGCUCCGUUCGUUCUGACCUCUGACAUGGCGUACGUCAUCAACGGCGGCGAGCGUCCCACCAGUCGCUUCCAGCUGUUUGUAGACUUGUGUAGCCAGGCCUACAACCUCAUCCGCAAGCACUCCGGGCUUUUCCUCAACCUGCUGUCACUGAUGACGUCUUCAGGCCUCCCGGAGCUGACCGGCUCUCAGGAUCUGAAGUAUGUGUUUGAUGCCCUGCAGCCGCACAACACAGACGCUGAGGCAACGAUCUUCUUCACCAGGCUGAUAGAGUCCAGUCUGGGCAGCGUGGCCACCAAGUUCAACUUCUUCAUCCACAACCUCGCCCAGCUGCGAUUCUCUGGUUUGCCGGCCAACGACGAGCCCAUCCUGUCUUUCUCCCCCAAGACGUACACUCUGAAACAGGAGGGCCGCAUCAUCCACGCCUCCAUCUUCUCCUUCCAGAAGAGAUACAACCCCGACAAGCACUAUACGUAUGUGGUGAGGCUCCUGAGGGAAGGUCAGAAUGAGCCCCAGUUUCUCUUCCGCACUUUUGAUGAGUUUCAGGAGCUCCACAACAAACUCUCCAUCCUCUUCCCCCUCUGGAAGCUGCCGAGUUUCCCUAACAAGAUGGUGCUCGGUCGCACCCACAUCAAAGAAGUGGCUGCCAAGAGGAAGCUGGAGCUCAACAACUACACCCACAACCUGAUGAGAAGCUCCACAGAGGUCACACAGUGUGACCUGGUCUACACCUUCUUUCAUCCAAUUGCACGGGAUGACAAGACUGACGGCUUACCUAAAGUACCAGAGCCUCCACUGAGUCCCACUUCUGGUCGGGUGGAAGGAGAAGUGAAGCUUUCGAUCUCCUACAGGAACAGCAAUCUCUUCAUCAUGGUCAUGCACAUCAGAGAUCUGGUUUCUGAAGAUGGAACAGAUCCCAACCCGUAUGUGAAAACCUACCUGCUUCCAGAUCCACACAAGACUUCCAAACGCAAGACAAAGAUCUCGAGGAAAACCAGGAACCCUACUUUCAAUGAGAUGUUGGUGUACAGCGGCUACAGCAAGGAGACCCUGGGCCUGCGGGAGCUUCAACUGAGCGUGCUCAGCGCCGAGUCGCUGCGUGAGAACUACUUUCUGGGCGGCAUCACGCUCAGACUCAAAGACUUUGACCUCACUAAGGAGACGGUCAAGUGGUACAAACUCACGGCCGUCCCCUACUUCUAAAAACCCCGCCACCUGCCUCUCCCGAAGCCGGGAACGACUCCGCGUCUCCACACAAACGCUGCAUUCUAAUCAUAUGGGAAAGGUGGCAGAUUACUGGAAAAUAGUGUUCACUGCAGUUUUCAGUUCAUUCAAAUAAUACUUCAGGAUGGAGGAUUUCUGACUUCAUCAAAUUUGAAGUAUAAGCAGUGAUAUUUUCAUUUCAAAUUUAAUGAACCAAAUGGACCGUUUCUUUUACAAGAUACAUGUUCUAAUAAGUAUUGUUAAGACAUCAUGGCAGAAUACAGCUGAACCACUGAUCAGUAACAACUUGAUUCUUCAGAAUUUCAUCAUGGUAGCCUUGCAGCUUCAAUCAAGCUUGAACACCAUCAAGUCAUUGCUUAUAAUAAUGAUCAUGUUGCUUAAGCGGUUCUUCCCAUAUGACAUGAAUGCAGACUCAAAAACUCCUUCAGACGCACCCUGAAAGGGCGACCGAACAGGCCGAUUCACAGACCCUCAAAGGGGAGCCUGCUCUCCACUCUUCACUAUUUCUCCCUCUUAAACUAAUCAAGAUUGUUUCUGUGACAAACAAUCUCCGCUUAUUUUGUCUCUCUUUUUCCUAAACUAUAACGAAGAGCUGUAAUGUUUUGUACAUUUUGAUAUUAGAGGACCAAAACGGCUUACUUUCAGAAGAGUAUAUAUAGAUUGACACAUUUAUUUUUUAAGGAAUAGAAAAGGGGGGCUCAUUUUUACAUUUUCCUUGUUUAUUUUCUACAUAUAGACAAAUAGGAGGCGUCAGGGUUUCCUGCUUUGCAGCAGACACUUCUGGGUAGAGUAGUCCAACACACCAGAUUCCAGGAGAUCAACAGUGACCUUAAGAUUCCCCAAAAAUGUGCCAAAAUGUAAUGAGAAGGACGGCAAAUCAAACCACUCUCCCAAGUAGGGAGCUGAACAGGGUGCCUUUGUUUGUGCUCACAAUCCCUUUUUAAUGCUCAACUUGGCCUUAUUGCUAUAUAUGUUUUAUUAACAAUGUGAUAUGUCCUUAUUAAAAAAAAAAAAUCUAUAUUCUAUAUCAGUAGUUCUGCCAGAGCAAGUUUGGUGCCGGACCGGCACCAUAAAGGUUUUUUGUAACAGUGGACCGCCACUAAAUGCACACUACCAGGUCUCUCUCUCAUGUUAUUACUUGACUAUUUUCACACAGCACACCUUAAAGGGGAAUUUGUAUCAUAAGCUUUGGAACACGCUCUUGUCUGUGCUCUGGAUGAAGAGAUUACGGUUGCCCAAUAACGCUGAUCACAAGUCAGUUUGGUGUUUUCUUCAGGUGGUUCAAAACCACAGUUCAGACUUUUCAAAAUGCAGUUUAUGGACUGAGUUAAAACUGGAGUAUGGACGUGAGGCUGUCUUGAGGCAGCAGUACCACACUCACCCUAAGAGUGGUGUAAUGACGCCAUGAUGAGUAACUGGGUGAAAUGUUAGCAAUAGCUUAAACUGCCGGUGAAGUCCAGAUCCAGCCAGGUUUUAUGAUAUUUAAGCGAGAAAACAUUCUGAAUUUUGAGGAAAUGCCAGGAAAACUGAACACGGAUCAGCACCGAAAAGGCAACUUUAACUUAAAACGUCUUCACAAAAAAGGGAACAAGAUUCUGAGCAUGAGCUGCUUUCCUUCUCCACUCGCUAACUAUAAAUCUAAAGUUGUUAUUAAUGUUUAAUAAAGAAAAUGAAUUUAUCUGAAAAGGUUUUUUUAAGAGAAGAUCUACAAGACGAUUAUGAUCUAAGAGCAUCACUCACACUAUGAAUAUUAGUGACCUGAUCCACUCUUUUAGUGACUGUACAGAGAAAGCAAGCAGAGUUUGUAUUAACAUGGCCAGUUAUUUAUUCUUAAUUGGUGACCUGUAACCUGAAUGGAUCAGUGUGUACUGUAAUCCCUCUUUCCUAAAGCAAAUUAAAUGUUUUUGGAACAAAAAUUGUGUUUCUGUUGUAUAACAUGUGUUGGGUGUAGUUGAAUUGCAUGAAUUACAGACACUGAGCACCGGCCGUCUGCUUAAGUUGUAUUUUAUGGAGAAUUCCCCAUCUGCAUUCAGCUGUCUGCCCAAGGACAUGUGGACAUGUGGAGAUGGUGAUCGAACCACCAAACUCUCUCUACCACCUGAGCUACAGCCGCACCAUCUAAGCAUGAAACUGAAAUAGUGCUACUCUAAGUAGUUUGGUUUAAAAAAAAAAAA
This is a messenger RNA of Sebastes umbrosus (honeycomb rockfish), 7571 nucleotides long. RefSeq names its product phosphatidylinositol-4-phosphate 3-kinase, catalytic subunit type 2 alpha (gene pik3c2a). The transcript is spliced from 33 exons. Bases 214 to 5376 code for a protein of 1720 amino acids. NCBI's taxonomy places the organism in Eukaryota, Metazoa, Chordata, Actinopteri, Perciformes, Sebastidae. Gene Ontology annotation, cellular component: phosphatidylinositol 3-kinase complex; cytoplasm; plasma membrane. The record is from RefSeq and is a predicted model, not a curated record. Gene Ontology annotation, biological process: phosphatidylinositol-mediated signaling; phosphatidylinositol-3-phosphate biosynthetic process; phosphatidylinositol 3-kinase/protein kinase B signal transduction. Gene Ontology annotation, molecular function: 1-phosphatidylinositol-3-kinase activity; phosphatidylinositol binding; 1-phosphatidylinositol-4-phosphate 3-kinase activity.